AUGGAGAAUAGGCCUCAAGUGUUCAUCAGUUACCGAGGGAAAGACCUGCGGCUGACACUAGUGCCACAUAUCAAACAUCAUCUGAAAGAUAGCAACGUAAACGUGUUCACGGACAGCAACGCAGCGGGAGAACAGUUAAAGGAGCUCUUUAACCAUAUCAAAAACUCUCGGAUCGUGAUCGUCAUUUUCUCCAUAAGCUACUUGGAGUCACGGUGGUGCUUGGACGAGCUCGCUGAGAUCAGGAAUUGCUUGUUGAGGAAGCAACUUGACUUCGUGUUACCUAUCUUCUAUAAGGUCAAGACUUCCCACGUUGAGAAACAGAGCGGAGAUUUUGGCAAACCGUUCCCAAGUCUGCAGAAGAAGCAUCCACGCCCAGGGGCGGACCCACAUAGACAUUGGGUGUGGCACGUGCCCCACACUAACUCUAUAUAUUGUUUUAUGAAAGUAUACUUGACAAUUAGAAUCGUCUAG
Molecule: messenger RNA, 471 nt
Organism: Raphanus sativus (radish)
Lineage: Eukaryota; Viridiplantae; Streptophyta; Magnoliopsida; Brassicales; Brassicaceae
Product: protein PHLOEM PROTEIN 2-LIKE A8-like
Exons: 1
Coding region: 1-471 (156 amino acids)
Biological process (GO): signal transduction
Source: RefSeq, a predicted model, not a curated record